GCUCUCUCUGUGUGCAGCGCGCUUUGUGAGUGUGUGUGUGUGAGAGUUUGAGUGUGCGCGCGUGUGUGUGUGUGUAUGUGUGUGAGUGGGCAGCGAUGGUGAAGGAGACCGGGUUCUACGACAUGCUGGGCGUGAAGCCCAACGUCACUGCGGACGAGCUGAAGAAGGCCUACAGGAAACUGGCCCUGAAGUACCACCCGGACAAGAACCCCACGGAAGGGGAGAAGUUCAAGCAGAUCUCGCAGGCGUACGAGGUUUUGUCCGACGCGCAGAAGAGGGAGGUGUACGACCGCGGCGGUGAGAAGGCCAUUAAGGAGGGCGGGGCCGGGGCCGGCGGCGGGGGCGGAUUCGGCGCCCCCAUGGACAUCUUCGACAUGUUCUUCGGAGGAGGGGGCAGAAUGCACAGGGAGAGGAGAGGUAAGAACGUGGUCCACCAGCUCAGCGUGUCUCUGGAGGACCUGUAUAACGGAGCAUCCAGGAAGCUGGCUGUGCAGAAGAACGUGAUCUGUGACCGGUGUCAAGGCCGCGGGGGCAGGAAGGGCACAGUGGAGACGUGUCCCUCGUGCCGGGGCAGUGGAGUGCACGUGCGGCUGCAGCAGCUGGGCCCGGGGCUGGUGCAGCAGAUGUCCUCGGUGUGCGGGGGCUGCCAGGGCCAGGGCCAGCGCAUCAGCCACAGGGACCGCUGCAAGACCUGCAACGGCCGCAAGAUCUCCCGCAACAAACACGUCCUGGAGCUGCACAUCGACAAGGGCAUGCGGGACGGGCAGAAGAUGGUGUUCCACGGGGAGGGGGACCAGGAGCCGGGCCUGGAGCCCGGUGACAUCAUCAUCGUCCUGGACCAGAAGGAGCACCCGGUGUUCACCAGGGACGGACAGGACCUGACCAUGAGCAUGGAGCUGCAGCUGGUGGAGGCGCUGUGUGGGUUCCAGAAGCCUGUUCAGACCCUGGAUAACCGGACCCUCCUGAUCACCUCCCACCCAGGCGAGCUCAUCAGACCAGGUGACAAGAAGUGUGUUCUGAGCGAGGGAAUGCCCAUGUACAGACGGCCGUUCGAGAAGGGGCGCCUCAUCAUCAAGUUCUCUGUGGUGUUCCCGCGGGAGAACUUCCUGCCGACUCCGCGGCUGAAGGAGCUGGAGCACUUCCUCCCGCGGGCGGAGCAGCCGGACGACCCCGAGGCCAUGGAGGACGACCUCUACAUCUACGCCGACCUGGAGGAGUACGACCCGGCGCGCGACCACCGCCGCUUCUCCCGCCCCGAGGAGCAGGACUGCCACUCGGCCAGCGGCGUGCAGUGCCACACCUCCUAGAGCCGCGCCCACGCCCCGGCGUGCUGCCCUCUGCUGCCCAGAAGGAGCUGUAACUAAAUCUACUAAAUAUAAAUCUUAGGAAGACGGGGGGGUUCCCCCUGCUUUGUUCUGAUUGGGUGAAUGAGUUGGUAUUUUAAAAUGCAGAGCUCCGAUUGGUUACCACAGCUGACCCGUGUGGCCUGUAAGCGGAGAGUAGUGUACGCACUGACUGAACGCACUGACUGAACAAGCAGGUGAAUCCAGUUCAGUGUUUAUCCUGUUUGCCUGAGAACUGCAGCAUGUGUCCCUUAUCUAACUGUGCUCUUCUGGGAAUGUGGAGUAGUUUAUGAAUAUAAUUCACCCCCCAAUGCCAAAUCACCAUAAAAAAAGAAAUAAAAAAAGAAAGGAAAUCUCUGCUUUUUACCUCAUGAACGUCUCCGCUCUGAAGCCUUAAUGCACCUGUCUAUCGCCGCCUUGCCUUCUUGCACCUGUUCCAGAACUCUGGGGGCUGUGGGAUUCCAAUGCGCACACCCGUGUUCCAGAACUCUGGGGGCUGUGGGAUUCCAAUGCGCGCACCCGUGUUCCAGAACUCUGGGGGCUGUGGGAUUCCAAUGCGCACACCCGUGUUCCAGAACUCUGGGGGCUGUGGGAUUCCAAUGCGCUCACCCGUGUUCCAGAACUCUGGGGGCUGUGGGAUUCCAAUGCGCUCACCUGUGUUCCAGAACUUUAGGGGGGCUGUGCGGUUCCGUGCUUGCACCUGGGUUCCACUCGGAGGGGGGGGGGGCGGUAGGGGGACCGAGCUGCUGGCCACGUCUGUGUGAACUUUCUCCACCUCAAGACUUUGAGCAGACAUAUUUCGGUGGCUGGAGUCUGCACCAAACUGCUUAUGUGAUGUACGCCAUGUUGAACGUCUUGGAUCGGUUGUUAGUGGGGCAUUUAUCUCCCUCGUGUGUGUUUGUAUGUAUUUCUAAUUAAAUUUGAGUACCGUACAACGCCA
Molecule: messenger RNA, 2283 nt
Organism: Conger conger (European conger)
Lineage: Eukaryota; Metazoa; Chordata; Actinopteri; Anguilliformes; Congridae
Product: dnaJ homolog subfamily A member 1-like
Exons: 8
Coding region: 96-1307 (403 amino acids)
Biological process (GO): response to heat; protein refolding
Cellular component (GO): cytosol; cytoplasm
Molecular function (GO): ATP binding; Hsp70 protein binding
Source: RefSeq, a predicted model, not a curated record